GAAUGUGUGGAUGUGGCGGGAGACUUGAGCGGCAUUACAGGCGCCGGCAUUUUCCAAAUUUGACUGCCAAGGCUACCGCAAACAAUAUUGUUGUUGACUCACUAGCUGUCCGGGUAAUGUUGUAAGUGGCAGUUGUGGUCUCUCAGAAGUUCCGCGAAUUGUUGCUAAGGCUAUUCUUCACUUCAUUGGUGCAGAAUCCAUUUUCACCCAUGCAGUCCACAGAAUCCUCCAAUGAAUCGUAGGAAAUCAAAGAAGUCCAAGUGGUCCAAAGAAGAGGACGAGCAGCUGAAACAUGCCGUGGACGCGCACGGCGAGAAGUGGGACGUGAUCCGCCAGCUCUUCUCCGGCAAGAACGAGUACGACAUCCAGAGCAGGUGGAACCGCGUCGUCAACCCUGAGCUGGUCAAGGGACCCUGGACCAAGGAGGAGGACGACCGUGUGGUGGAGCUGGUGCACCAGUACGGCGCCAAGAAAUGGUCGGUGAUCGCGUCGCACCUGAAGGGUCGCAUCGGUAAGCAGUGCCGCGAGCGCUGGCACAACCACCUGAACCCGGCCAUCAAGAAGUCGUCGUGGACGCCGCAGGAGGACGACGAUAUCCUGCGUCUGCACCGCAUCUACGGCAACCAGUGGGCCAAGAUCGCCAAACACAUCCCCGGCAGGACUGACAACGCCAUCAAGAACCACUGGAACUCAACCGUCAAGAAGCGCUGGGAGGAGGGUGAGAAGCGGCGCUCGGGCGGCGCGGCGCCGCCUCGCGCUGGCGCCGAGCCGACGGCUCGGUACGAACCCCGCCAGCUGCCGCCGCCGCCGCCGCCGCCUCCGCCGCCCAGCUACCCGGAGUCGACGGUUGACACCGAUUACUACUCGUCGCCAUCGGUGGAGUACACCUCGCCGCCGGCCGCCGACUACCUGACGCCGCAGCACAUGGAAUACGCCAACGUGGCCGACGCUGACUUCCAGUAUCAGACGACGGCUUGUGUGGGCUUCUCGGUGGCGGGUGCCGGCCCGUCGGCCCAGCAGCUGUGUGACCCGUUCGGCAUCGACUCUCUGGUGUCGACGCUGGGCGGCGCCGGCGACGCGCUCAAGCCCAGCCCAUGCCGCCGCCGCCGGCUGACCAGUACCAGGACGACUUCUCGGCCGAGCUGCCCGCCCGGCGCCAUGGCCUAUUCGCCCAUCAGCUUCCCCGCCAUCGGCGAGUACUCGGCGCUCGAGGUCGACCGCAAACCGGUGCUGGGCAGUGAGUUCACCGAGUACCGCCUGGAGACGCCCUACAGCGAGCUGUCGGCCGAUCUGAGCGCGUCGGCCGCGCGGCUCUCGACGCCGCCCAUCUUGCGCAAGCGGCGCCGCCAGACCAGCUGCGCGGGAGACGAGCUGUCCGGCACGCACACGGACCUCAGCAACACCAGCCCUGCUGCAGGGACGCCGCCGUGCCCGGUCACCGCCGCAGAAGAUCACGCCGCUACCGUUCUCGCCGUCGCAGAAGACGCCUCGGCUUCCGGCUAG
Molecule: messenger RNA, 1503 nt
Organism: Pollicipes pollicipes
Lineage: Eukaryota; Metazoa; Arthropoda; Thecostraca; Pollicipedomorpha; Pollicipedidae
Product: transcriptional activator Myb
Exons: 8
Coding region: 232-1503 (423 amino acids)
Biological process (GO): regulation of DNA-templated transcription
Cellular component (GO): nucleus
Molecular function (GO): RNA polymerase II cis-regulatory region sequence-specific DNA binding; DNA-binding transcription factor activity, RNA polymerase II-specific
Source: RefSeq, a predicted model, not a curated record